This is a messenger RNA of Hydatigera taeniaeformis, 1542 nucleotides long. The record is from the annotation of a GenBank genome assembly. NCBI's taxonomy places the organism in Eukaryota, Metazoa, Platyhelminthes, Cestoda, Cyclophyllidea, Taeniidae.
AUGCCGACUAUAUGUAUUUCGGAGAUUCUAUCCAAAAAGGCCAAUGGUGGGUCUCUCUCUCCGGCUGAGAUUGAUCACUGCAUCAAGGAGGUUGUGGAGAACAAAAUUGACAUUGCUCAAAUUGGUGAAUAUUUGUUCCACUUUUAUAUACCUUUUAUUUUUUAUGGUGCCUUCUUGAUGGCCGUGUUCACGAGGGGCAUGACACCAGAAGAAGUGGCAAAUCUGACAGCUGCUAUGGUGAGCCACAGUGACAAGUUUCGCUGGAAUGAUCAACAGUGGGCAAAAUCGGUUGUUGAUAAGCAUAGUACGGGUGGUGUGGGCGACAAGACAAGUCACAUUCUUGCCCCAAUGAUUGCAGCUUGUGGUGGAAAGGUUCCGAUGAUUAGUGGUCGAGGAUUGGGUGUCACCGGUGGUACGAUUGACAAGUUGGAAUCCAUUGACGGCUACUCGGCGAGCAUUGGCGAGGAGAAGUUAAAAUCCAUGCUUAAUGAUGCUGGUUUCUUCAUAGUCGGUCAAACGGAGCGUCUGGUUCCUGCUGACAGACAGCUCUACAAGUAUCGUGAUGUCACAGGAACUGUGGCAUCUGUGCCUCUCAUUACGGCUUCAAUUUUAUCAAAAAAGCUCUGUGAGGGUCUUCGUGGGCUGGUGAUGGACAUUAAAUUGGGCUCUGGGGCUCUGUUUCAGAACCUGGAGGAGGUUCGCGAGCUUGCCAACAGUCUUGUAACAGUUGGACGAAAAUUAGAUCUAAAAGUGGUAGCAGUGAUUUCAUGGAUGGAUCAACCGUUGGGCAGUUGCAUCGGAAAUGCCCUUGAAAUGGCAGAGGUAUUCUCAAUCCUCAGUGGUGGUUCAUUCCAAGGUCGUCUGCGCGAACUUGUACUCACGUUGGGCGAGAACAUGAUGCAGGCGGCGGAGAUGGCGACGGAUAGGGCGAAAGCACGAGGCAUGAUGCUGGAGGCGGUGCGAGAUGGCAGAGCACGGACGAUGAUGCGGAAGAUGCUGGUGAGUCAGGGUGUGAAUGCAACAAUGGCAGAGGCGCUUUGUUCACCUCCUCCACCCGACUGUGCUGAUGCCAUCGACUACUACCUCGAGGUGAUGGGCAAGAUGGCGAAUGGGAAGAAGGAUGUGAAGUCGCCGAGGACAGAUGUCCACGACUUGCCUGUCUGCCACGUUCUUGAUGCUUCUCCCUCCACUGUUGUCUCCUCCAUCACUCAGUAUUCCAUCAUCUGUGGUCUCGUUGUCACCUUUGUAGGGUACAUCAGUGACAUUGACGCGGGAACGAUAGCUCAGGUGGUUUGGCGUCUGGGCGCAGGUCGGGACAAGCCAGACGACGCAAUCGAUCACACUGUCGGUAUUCGUCUUCUCAAACACGUUGGCGACUCAGUCAAGACCGACAUGGCUGUAGACGUAGCAAAGACGGACACAUUGACCUGUUGGCUGGACGGACGAUUACAUUAUCUUACGAAGGUACAAAAUGCUGCGUCAAAUAAUGUGCAUAGGGUGGAGGUGGAGGUGGAGUUGGAGGUGGAGGUGGAGGUAAUGUAG